Molecule: messenger RNA, 1441 nt
Organism: Condylura cristata (star-nosed mole)
Lineage: Eukaryota; Metazoa; Chordata; Mammalia; Eulipotyphla; Talpidae
Gene: CAPS
Product: calcyphosine
Exons: 3
Coding region: 266-901 (211 amino acids)
Cellular component (GO): vesicle
Molecular function (GO): calcium ion binding
Source: RefSeq, a predicted model, not a curated record
GCAUGGUGAGGGUUACAGCUGGGGCCCCUCCCAGUCUCUGGGGCCGCUGUCCCUUAGCAACAGUACCGCCAGGCAGGACGCACUGCCAGCACUGCUACUGCAGGGCAAGUCCAGCAGGAGCCAGUCGCCAUUUGGAGGACUCCAGGACUGGAGGCUGCGCAGGCAACAGGAAUCGGUGGCGGUGGACUUUCUGUGCUCGGUUCACAGCCGGCCGGCUGGGCAGUAGCUUCCCCAACUGACCGCCCAGAGUCCUGACUCAGCAUGGAUGCCGUGGACGCCGCCAUGGAGAAGCUUCGGGCACGGUGCCUGUCUCGAGGGGUCUCGGGCAUUCAAGGCCUGGCCAGGUGAGCUGUCCCCAUGCACUGCCCUGACAUGCCCACUGGUUAUUUCCCGACCUCACGCCCUGCCCCUCAGGUUUUUCCGCCGCCUGGAUCAGGACAGGAGCCGAUCCCUGGAUGUGGGGGAGUUCCAACGGGGCCUGGCCGAGCUGGGGCUGACGCUGGACCCAGCUGAGGCAGAGGGCAUCUGCAGACGCUGGGACCGAGAUGGCAGCGGGACACUGGACCUGGAAGAAUUUCUGCGGGCGCUCCGGCCCCCCAUGUCACAGGCCCGUGAGGCAGUCAUCGCAGCUGCCUUUGCCAAGCUGGACCGCAGCGGGGACGGGGUGGUGACCGUGGAGGACCUCCGGGGUGUGUACAGUGGCCGUGCCCAUCCCAAGGUGCAGAGUGGGGAGUGGACAGAAGAGGAAGUGCUUCGCCAAUUUCUGGACAACUUUGACUCUUCAGAGAAGGAUGGGCAGGUCACGCUGGCCGAAUUCCAGGACUACUACAGCGGUGUGAGUGCCUCCAUGGACACUGACGAGGAGUUUGUGGCCAUGAUGUCCAGUGCCUGGCGGCUGUGAGCAUCACUGUCUCCACUGCAGUCACAGGACCCCCCAAGCCCAGCACCCCUGAGCUGGGACCCCCUCACCCGGGCUGUGAGCUGGACAAUACCGAGGCCGCAGAACUGACUGAACCUGACCUGGAGGACGGUGCUUGGCCUCCUGCUGACAGAGGUCCCACAGUGCUCACUGGCCCGGAACCCCGGAGGGCAGGGCCCUCGCCAGCCCGAGCCCUCUGCUGCAUGUGCCCCCACCCCCCUCUGAGCGGCCGCUGGACACUUGGCCCUGCCAGCACGCUCACCCCUGCCCUCCCCGAGGUCUCUGGGAACUAGGUGGCCUGGGCAGGGCGGUGAAUGGCUGUUCUGUGAAGUGGGGCCCCACACAGGCAGCCAUUCUCGAGGGCAGGCGAGUCUGGUCACUGCCCGGGCGUGGCCUGUGGGUGAGGGCUGGGCCCACAGGGAGGCCAGGCUGCUGGGGCCCUCGCCCCGGGAGGCGGAGGUGGUUCCUGGCCUGGCUGUGCAGCUUCCUGAGGCCCCUGGGCAUGCAGGAGGCCAGUGUUUU